Prosopis cineraria is the source of this 1300-nucleotide messenger RNA. Its product is annotated as protein DOWNY MILDEW RESISTANCE 6-like. The transcript is spliced from 5 exons. Lineage: Eukaryota; Viridiplantae; Streptophyta; Magnoliopsida; Fabales; Fabaceae. Bases 263 to 1300 code for a protein of 345 amino acids. The record is from RefSeq and is a predicted model, not a curated record.
CAAACCAAUAACAAGAAAGUCAACAGUCAGAGGCAGUGUAACCAAAAUACAUAUGUAGGUGAAGCAGGGCGGGUUCCUGCAAUCGUCGCGCUUCGUUGACCCCUCGUUUAUCGACUCUAUGCCAUAGCUGGAGCCUGGAAGCUAUCUACUGAGGCUCUGUUCCACUGCUUGUCUUCUAGCACGGCACACAUCCUCGCAUUUGCGGUAAGGCAAGCCGUCGGUGAUGGCUGGAUAAGCAACUUUUUGCAUUCACCAAUAAACAAUGGAGAAACUUGUUUCAAACUGGUACAAUGUGCAACCUGUGCCUGAGGAUUACGUGUUUCCACCACAAAUAAGACCAGGGAGCGUCCGUGUUCCUAUAGGUGAAAGCUUCCCAGUGAUUGACCUCAGCGAAGCAGAGAAAGGUGAUCGAACCCUUACCAUGCAGAAAAUUCUCAAGGCCGCUCAUGAGUUUGGAUUCUUCCAGGUCCAUGACAUAACUUCUAUUUUGGUGAUCAAUCAUGGCAUUCCGAACAAUCUAAUAAAUGAAACAAUGAGUGUGUUGAAGGAGUUCUUCCAGUUGCCAGCGGAGGCCAAGCAGCACUUAGAGGGUUCUGGUAUGAAGGAUUUCAGGUUCAUUAGGAACAGUGUAACUUAUGCUGCAGAGAACGUUCAUAUAUGGAGGGACUGUCUCAAACACCCAUGUCAUCCUUUAGAGAGGUGGCAGCAUAUGUGGCCUCAAGCCCCAGCGAGAUAUCAAGAGUGUGUUGGGGCGUGUUCGGUGGAAGUUAAGAAGUUGGGUUCCAGGAUAUUGAGCUUAAUCAGUGAAGGACUUGGGCUGGAUGGUGAAUAUCUUGAGGGUGAAUAUAGCCAAACUAUGACACUUUCCGCCAAUUUCUAUCCAACAUGUCCUGAACCAGAUUUGACUCUAGGAGUACCCAAGCAUGCUGAUCCUAACAUCAUAACCCUUUUACUCCAAGAUGGCGUCUAUGGACUCCAGGUGUUGAAGGAUGAUACGUGGAUUGGUGUUGAUGCUAACCCCCAUGCAAUUGUGGUCAAUAUAGCCUCCCAGAUGCAGGUGAUCAGCAACAGCAAUUUGAAAAGUGCAGAGCACAGAGCCGUGACAAAUUCGAGUGAAGCUCGAAUUUCAGCUGCAUUUUUCAUAUGUGCUUCGGAGGAGAGUAUCGUAGAACCAGCAAAAGCUCUGAUUGACGAGCUCCAUCCCCCGAUUUACAAGUCCUUCAAGAGCAAAGAUUUUCUUUCUAAAUUCCAAGCAACUUUCGGUGACUCACAAGCCACACUAGAAUUUUUCAAGGCAUAA